UGAUUUUUGCACAAGCUUCCUCGUUUUUCCCAGUCCCUUAGACCUUGAGUAUAAUCCAUUCUUGAAGAUAUAUCAGGUUUGAAUGUUACCAAGUUGAAAAUAAUUGUUUUCCUGUAUUCCAUAAAUAUGCUUUUAAUGUACAGAUGCUAUACAGAAUGUUCGUCAAAGAAUCCCCCACUCUUUUUGAUUGUUGACUUAUUUAUUUAUAUCAAAUCUCCUGGUUCUUUUUCUGAUCUGCAGUUCUACAAUAAAACUGAUUAAGUUAAACUCUAUGGUAUUGCAGAUUCAAUGUCUGUGUGGAAUCUCCUUAGAGAGUUCUGCAUCAGGAAGAUGCACAUGGCUGUUGUUCUUAAUGAAUAUGGAGGAACUGUUGGAAUAGUCACCCUUGGAGACGUGGUUGAGGAAAUUGUUGGUGAUAUUUUUGACGAAAAUGAUUCGAAAGAGGAAAUCCAGAAGAAAACUGGCUAUAUUGUUAUGAGUGCUGAGGGCAUAUAUGAUGUGGAUGCUAAUACAUCAAUUGACAGCUUUCUGAAGACCUUAAUAUUAAAAUGCCCGAGGGCCAUCAAUAUGAAACGGUGUCUGGUUUUGUAUGUGAGGCAUUUGGAUAUAUCCCAAGGACGGGUGAAACCAUAAAAGUGGUACUUGAAAGAGCAAAUAGAGAAGAUCAUGGUGACUAUAAUGGGGUAGAAUCUGAACGGCAAGACGAAAAAGAAAAGACAAAUUUUUAAGCUGGAGAUAUUAGAAGGAAAUGCCAGAAAGGUUAGCUCGGUUAGAUUCAAACAUAUAAACCACGAUGAUGCAGCAUCAGAGGUAACACACUUGGUUCCCAAAAUCAUGAAAAGGAAGUGGAGUAACACUGAUUACUCGGAUAGGGAAGAAAUCAACGAGGUUCCAUUUCAGGAGAUUCAGAUAAAGAUGGCUACUCUAAUAAUUAUGUAAACUCUGUACAUGAAGACACUGUUGAUCAUUUAAGUAAACAGUAGUUGCAUUACUCCAUUAUUUCCAUCUUUACUGGAAUGAAAUGAAAGUAAAGAGAAAUUUUGCAUAUUUAAAAAACGGAAAUGCUGAUCUACCAGGGUCAUUUACCAAGCUUCCUACAUGCUCCUCACACUGAGGUGGGCCCCACGUCUGAUCAUCAUGCAUUAAAAAAUUGCAACAAAAAUGGCUGACCCACCAACUGAGUCACAGCCUGUAAGAGCCCUAUAAGGGUUGGCCCUGGAAGUGUAGCAUCACUCUUUAAAAAAUGCUAUCAUGUAUACUCAGCUAGCAUGUGAACUUUUUAGAGACACAGAAAGUUUUACAAUCCAUUUUAUUUGGUCAAAAGUCAAGAGUUGAAUUUUCAAAGUUGAAAUCAAAUGAGGACUUUAAUGAAGUAAAUUAUUUUAUUGGGGUUAGUUUACAAAUUGAAAAUAUUUUGAGGGUCUAAGAUGGAUAAAUUUUAAAGUUACGGAUUUACUUUUCUAGUAUUGAAAGGUAAGGGUUUAAGGAAGUGCAUCCGAAAUUAGAGGACUUUCUUUGCAAAUUAGGUUAGUGGCCCAUUUUAAAACCAAUUAAAACCCAAUUACCCAUUUCAUUUUUCACCCAAUUACAUACACACGAAGCUGGUAACGAGUUGGAGCAGAAACAGAGAAAAAUCGGCAGAAAGAAGAAAGAAAAGGAAAAAAAGAAAAAGGAAAAAGGAGGGAAGAAAAGCUUGUUCCGUUGUUCAAUUUCUUCAUUUUUUAUAAAGAGUUAAAGAAGUAAAUGAUUUGUAGUAUAAUUUAUAUUAAAUUGUCUAAGGUUCUAUAUGGUUGGUUUAAUUUUCAGAUUUAAGGAAAGAGUAUGAUGUAAAACCGAUAUUUUUGAUUUGUCAAAGAUUUUAUUUUUUUAUAUCAAGGUAAGUUAUACCAUUUAUGGUGUACCCUAGGUUUUAUAAUUAGAUUCUUGGGUAAAGAUAAUUUGGAAAAAUGAUAGUUUUCAUGAAAUAAUCACAUGAAAGGAUGAUUUUAUAGAACAAGUUGUGUGUUAAAUGGGAGGAUUUAUGGUUAUUAGUUUUCAUUAGAUUGGAAAGUAUGAUUAUUUUAUGCUUGGGAUGAAAGUAAUUUUGAUAAAUUAAAAACAAGUGAAGGAAUUAGUGAAUAGAAUUAUCUCCAAUUGAUUAAAGAAAAUUUGGGGAAUUCAUUCAAGUAUCGAGAAAUGGAGAUUCAAGAGAAAAUUUGAAAGUUGAGGAAUUAAGUGGUAACUUUGCAUUAGUUUAAUUGUCAUAUUUUAAUUUGAGUUAUUAGAAAAUUUGAAAGUUGUGGAAUUAAGUGGUGACUUUGCAUUAGUUUAAUUGUCAUAUUUUAAUUUGAGUUAUUAUACUAUUAUUUCAGGUAGUGAAGUGGAAGUUUGGAGAUGCCCGUCAAUUUAGCCAAGAUUUUUAUCCAUAGAGCGAUAGUACCUGCGUUGAGCCACAUUGGAGCUUGUCGAUCUACGAGUUGAGCCACACAAUGUCAUUUCUUGUAUGUCUCAUCUUGUCAGUUAAUACAUCACAUAUUUUUGGAAUUGAUGCAUCUUUUAUCAGAAAAUGUAUUUAUAUCACGGGCUUAUUGCAUAUUUCUUUA
Messenger RNA from Olea europaea var. sylvestris, 2582 nucleotides. Its product is annotated as putative DUF21 domain-containing protein At3g13070, chloroplastic. Bases 289 to 633 code for a protein of 114 amino acids. The record is from RefSeq and is a predicted model, not a curated record. NCBI's taxonomy places the organism in Eukaryota, Viridiplantae, Streptophyta, Magnoliopsida, Lamiales, Oleaceae. The transcript is spliced from 6 exons.